This is a messenger RNA of Arabis nemorensis, 339 nucleotides long. Lineage: Eukaryota; Viridiplantae; Streptophyta; Magnoliopsida; Brassicales; Brassicaceae. The record is from the annotation of a GenBank genome assembly.
AUGGCCGUAGGUAUACGCAGAAUUAUAGAGCCACCGUUAAAAGAAGGCUACUACGGAAACGCAUUUGUCAAAGCCAACGUAGCUAUGAAGGCUGGAGAGCUAAGCAACUCGCCGUUGUCUAGCGUUGUGAAACUCAUCAAAGAAGCCAAGAGAGCCGCGAUGGAGAAGAAGUACGUGCAUGAGCAGCUAAGAGAUAUAGAGAGAAGCUUGAAGGUGAAGGCAAUGUGUGGAGGAGGUAACGGAGCGUUCAUGCUAUUCACUGAUUGGAGACAAAUGGGAUUGUUAGACGAAGUUGAUUUUGGAUAUGGAGGAUCGGACAAAAGUGUUGAAAGGGAUUAG